Molecule: messenger RNA, 390 nt
Organism: Podospora anserina S mat+
Lineage: Eukaryota; Fungi; Ascomycota; Sordariomycetes; Sordariales; Podosporaceae
Exons: 2
Coding region: 1-390 (129 amino acids)
Source: RefSeq, a predicted model, not a curated record
AUGGAACCCUACCACGACAGCCCGUUCUGGGACAUCGGCGUAGAUGACCUCGCAAGCUACUGGAACGGUGGCCAAGACAAGACGUACGACCCCCAAGACAACGGCAACGACAGCGACAAAGAAUUCUGGCUCAAUAUCAAGACAAUGACUCAGACGACGAGCCCGAAGGCGGCCAGUACGAGGAUAACGAGGAUGGCGACUGUCGAGGCUGCUGUGGUGACGAAGGGUGCCACUGUCAGUGUUGUGAUCCGGACGACAUGGAAGGUUGCCAAUGCUGUGGGAGAAAGAGUUGUCAUUGCCAGUGCUGCGAUGGGGAUGAUGACGACGAUGACUACGAGGAUAGGUAGCCUUUGGGGUGCUGGUCGGGUAGCGGCGUCAUGCAUUAAGUAG